GAGAUAUCACGCGCCCUGGCUUCCUCGCGGUCUCCUGUGUUCCAGCGAUCCACGAAGAAAAGAACGCCAUUCCGGUGCACUGGAGAAGGAGAGACCACACCAAGCAGAAGCCACUCAGGUAGUACAGCACGCGCAUGACGGACAGCGAGUGGGAUACAUCCGACGUCGACCAGUCGGCCCUCGAAGUGUCGACCCUGACCGGUUCUUCGAACGGUGAGGAAAGUGAAACGGACUCAAGCGUCACAGUCGUCGCAGUUGUGUGCUGCGUGCUGGCGUGCAUCAUCGCCAUAGCCAUCGUGCUAUUCCUAUUGGGAAGGCUGGACGACUAUGACUCAGGUGACGACGAUGACAUGGAACAUACGACAAGAUACCUUCCCGCUGGUCGUUCCGCGCCACGGCCAGUGGUGACUGAUCGCCCCACAACGAAAGCGCCACCAUCGCCACCGGUGACAGCUCGCACUACACGGACCAGGUCACCCCCUACAACGACAAGACCGGUAACAACGAGGCCGUCCCCUAUUACACGUACUAAGCCUACUACUACACCCGUCACCACGACUACGGUGAAAAGAGCGACUCCGCGACGUCCGCCACCUAAACGCCCUCCACCUCCUUCUCUGCCUCCUGCGACAACUAAACGCCAUCCACCACCUCGUCCGACAACUAAACGCCCCCCACCACCUCCUCCUCCGCCCCAUCCGACAACUAGACGCCCUCCGCCACCUUCUCCUACAACUAAACGUCCUCCACCACCUCCUCCUCCGCCUCCUCCAACAACUAGACGCCCUCCGCCACCUUCUCCGACAACUAAACGUCCUCCACCACCUACAACAACUAAACGCCCUCCACCGCCACCUCCGCCUCCUCCGACAACAAGACGCCCUCCGCCACCUUCUCCGACAACUAAACGUCCUCCACCACCUACAACAACUAAACGCCCUCCACCGCCACCUCCGCCUCCUCCGACAACAAGACGCCCUCCGCCACCUUCUCCGACAACUAAACGUCCUCCACCACCUCCUCCUCCGCCUCCUCCAACAACUAGACGCCCUCCGCCACCUUCUCCGACAACUAAACGUCCUCCACCACCUACAACAACUAAACGCCCUCCACCGCCACCUCCGCCUCCUCCGACAACUAAACGCCACCGACCACCUCCUCCUCCGCCUCCUCCAACAACUAGACGCCCUCCGCCACCUUCUCCGACAACUAAACGUCCUCCACCACCUACAACAACUAAACGCCCUCCACCGCCACCUCCGCCUCCUCCGACAACUAAACGCCACCGACCACCUCCUCCUCCGCCUCCUCCGACAACUAGACGCCCUCCGCCACCUUCUCCGACAACUAAACGUCCUCCACCACCUACAACAACUAAACGCCCUCCACCGCCACCUCCGCCUCCUCCGACAACUAAACGCCACCCACCACCUCCUCCUCCGCCUCCUCCGACUCCUCCACCACCUACAACAACUUAUUGCCCUCACCCGCCACUUCCGCCACCUCCUCCUCCUCCGCCAUCUCGUUCUACUCGGCCUACUGCGCGACCUCCACUCUCAAAGUCAUUCAUGAAACCUAUGUCGCUUCUAUGCACCUACGGUAACGAAACAGGCCGUCGCACUCCCUUUCCGCCGGAAGGUCUGUGCGACUAUAUCUUCUACGACUCGAUGUACAAAAAUAAUCGUAACCGGAAUUUCGGACUGUUGGACAAUGACGUGGCUACUAUCAUUAAUAGAGCAGAGAAAUCCGAUCUCACCAAGACGCAGUACGGGUUGGGCUUCGCCUUCUCACAUCGCAACGAAUUCAUCCAAGUGCUGAAGACAAUGAACCGGAAACGUUCAUGGUGGCGAAAGAUCUUUCACUUCGGCAUAAUCGACUGUCCCACGCACGGCGUGACUAUUGCCCAAAUGGACGAGGUGUUCGUGGCACUGAAGGCGCUCAAAGACAUCACCACAAGGGCGUUAAACACCUCGUACAUCGUCCUGGCUGCGCUGUCCGCCACUAGCCAGUGGAACGACUACUUCAAAGUCAAGUUCAAGAACACCUUCAAGCCGGACCUGUUCAUCUCGCUGGGCCACCAGCUGCGCGCCGAUCCAGAGAAGAGCCAGUGCAUCGCCACGCCACCAGCCAUACUGCAGAAGCCGACGGGGUUUCCGGAGGAACACGACUUGCACGACGCCGCGCGAGCCAUGGCGGCCAUCGCUUCGGAGGCCGACAGCCCACGGAUCUCCAUCUCUCUCUCGAUGAAGGGUCGUUGGUCCACGCUGAAGCCGAACGCCAAGGUCGAGCUCUUCGCGCCCUGCGUCCCUAUCGGCGACUGGCCCUACUACAGCAACUACGACUCGGUGUGCACUACUAAGCGCUACGCGAAAGGCCUGUGUUACGACGUGCAGCACUACGCCAUGCGCACCUACAACAACGUGUCGCGGCGCAUGUUCGUGUACGACAACGAGCAGAGCCUGUGUAAGAAGCUCUGCCUCGUCAAGGCCAAGUACAGCAAGGUGGACUUCGGCGUGGCCAUCUACGACCUGGACUACGACGACACCCGCAACACCUGCUCGAAGCUCAACACUCGGGGAGCCUACAGCCGCGCCAAGGUGGUGAGCACUGUGCAGAGGUAUUUAGAGAGCGAGUUCACCGAUCCGUCCAAGGAGGCCGAGUGUUCCCAGCUGUGGCGAUGAGCCGUUUGAGACCGUGACUGAACUGUUUAAUGGCCGACGCUGGCGUGCCGGUUAUUGAACAGCUUACUCAUCUUGGUCGGGGUUUUUCAUCUUGGUCGGGGUUUUCGUAUCGCGACGUUUUCGCGGGAACUUGUAUGCAUUUUUGUGUGGCUUUUCCUUCUCUUUUUUUUCAUUUUCCCGUGUGUUCUGUGCAAGAAAUAUAAAGAGAUCUUAACAGUAAAGGGCCUGUUUUCA
Dermacentor albipictus is the source of this 2915-nucleotide messenger RNA. Lineage: Eukaryota; Metazoa; Arthropoda; Arachnida; Ixodida; Ixodidae. The record is from RefSeq and is a predicted model, not a curated record.